AGUCGUAUGAUAUUAGGGUUUUGCUCUUGUUAAACCUCACUGAUUUCAACCAAUUCGGCCCCUCUCUCAUCGUCUUCGUAUCCUCGCUGUCUUCAUUCCCAGGGUUUCGCCAUGAGCAGAUCAGGUCAACCUCCAGAUCUUAAAAAGUACAUGGACAAGCAACUACAAAUCAAGCUGAAUGCAAAUCGGACAGUGGUUGGGACACUUCGUGGUUUUGAUCAGUUCAUGAACCUGGUGAUUGACAACACGGUUGAAGUGAAUGGUGAAGAGAAAAACGAAAUAGGCAUGGUGGUUAUAAGAGGGAAUAGUGUGGUAACUGUUGAAGCAUUGGAGCCAGUCAGCAGAGGACAGUAAUUGGUAUUUUGUAUAAUCAUGCCUUAUUUACUUUUUCAUGAAAAUAGAUGCUGCAGUAUCAACUGAUAUGAUACUUGAAGAGUAUGAUCAGCUAUAAUGCUGACUAAUCUUUUAUAUGUAUUAUGACUUCCAUACUUUUCUGAAUUUGAAUCCUUGUUCAAUGUCAAUUUUCUGAUUUUCUGGUUGCAAA
Lactuca sativa (garden lettuce) is the source of this 544-nucleotide messenger RNA. RefSeq names its product putative small nuclear ribonucleoprotein G. The record is from RefSeq and is a predicted model, not a curated record. Gene Ontology annotation, cellular component: P granule; U2 snRNP; U2-type prespliceosome. Gene Ontology annotation, biological process: mRNA splicing, via spliceosome; spliceosomal snRNP assembly. Gene Ontology annotation, molecular function: RNA binding. NCBI's taxonomy places the organism in Eukaryota, Viridiplantae, Streptophyta, Magnoliopsida, Asterales, Asteraceae.